UACAGAGGAUACAUCAUGCACAGAGGGGAUUCUAGAAUGACAUGUUCUACAACUGCUAAAAGACGCAUUGUAGUGCAAACAUUAUGUACUCUUAUUAAUUAAACACAUAGGGGUCAACGGCAAAUAGUACCCAAAGGAUGCAAAGGAAUGAAGGCUAUCUAUGAAACUAUUACUCCUGGUCACUACAAAUUCUCAGCACGUGGAGAAAAUGAAGUAAUUAUUAUUGGGACAGACUAUGAUCAUUUUGGCCUGGAGUACACACGGAGAGUGAGCGAAAAAGAGGUCACAGUAACUGUAAAGUUGUUUGGGCGACAAACAGACCUGCCAGAAGCAGUACUGAAUAAGUUCAAAGAAAUGUGCAAAGCUUUAGGCUUGAAAGACGAUUUAAUUGUAAUACUGCCAAAAGGAGUUGAAUGUGACCCUACCAAAGUUUAAGAGAUGUCGCCGCAAGAGAGACAGCUUUGCCUGACAGUUCAUGGCUUCCUAUUAUCAACCCUUUUAAAUUCCCUCUAAUCUGCUUCGCUUUCCCCCUUAAACUUUCUAUAUUAAAUAAAGAGAAUUAAAC
Bombina bombina (fire-bellied toad) is the source of this 565-nucleotide messenger RNA. RefSeq names its product lipocalin 15 (gene LCN15). Bases 148 to 435 code for a protein of 95 amino acids. The record is from RefSeq and is a predicted model, not a curated record. Lineage: Eukaryota; Metazoa; Chordata; Amphibia; Anura; Bombinatoridae. The transcript is spliced from 6 exons. Gene Ontology annotation, molecular function: small molecule binding.